AUGUAUGUUUCCUAUCCCCAUUGGAUUGGAUUGAUCUUAUAUCGUGAAGAAAGCUAUGUCGAAAUUCAUGGGAUCACCAUUCAUAUUCCUGCUCUCUCCUCAAAGAUCAUCAAUACUACUCCUACUACAGAUGAUUUGCAUAUUAUUGUGAAAAUACAAAAAUGGAUUGAAAAACCCUACGUUGUUGAAUCCUAUGAAUCUGAAGAAGAGAACGAUGAGGAUAAUGAUGAAGAAGGCACUAAUAAUGGUGAAAGGGGUGAUGAGGAAGAAGACUCUGAUAAAGAUGAAGAAGAAUCAAUCGUUGAUAAGGGAGAAGACUUUGCUCAGGGGAUGAACUCGCCCCCAAGGAUGAACAAGCACAUUCGUUUUUCAACUACCUCUUCAUCCACUUCCUCUGCAUAUGACGUUGUACAAAGUGGAUCAAUCCCUCCUUUUGUGGAAACGGCUAAACCAAUGAUCCAGGAUGUAACUUCUCCGAAACUAACAUCUCCUUCUCCUCAUGCUGAGAUUGUUCCCCCUAUUCCAACUCCUAUUCAAACUGUUGAUUUUUAUCAAGGGGAAUCCAACUCCAACUUUCAAACUGCAGUGUUUUCUCAACUUUCUCUCAUAGUGCAGAUAACUCAAUCGUUGGGAAACAGGUUGUCUAAAGUAGAAAGGGAUGUAGCUGAAAUGAAGCAUUUUCUGGCCUUGGUUGAUGAUGAUGAUGAUGAUGAUGAUGAUAUGGUUGUUGAUGACACCCUACCAAACUCUCCAGAAGCUGAUGAUCACCCCAUUCCAGACACUGGUGAUCAAUCUGAGACUGACGACUAUGAAGGGUUUCUUGAUCUUGGGGACGUUCCUCAAGGAACUAAUAAUGACAUUGAUUAUGAUAAUGAUCAUCUCAAUCCUCGAAAGAGGAAGCUUCCUUAUCAGGGGUAG
Messenger RNA from Lactuca saligna, 918 nucleotides. The record is from the annotation of a GenBank genome assembly. NCBI's taxonomy places the organism in Eukaryota, Viridiplantae, Streptophyta, Magnoliopsida, Asterales, Asteraceae.